Molecule: messenger RNA, 4680 nt
Organism: Mucor mucedo
Lineage: Eukaryota; Fungi; Mucoromycota; Mucoromycetes; Mucorales; Mucoraceae
Exons: 5
Coding region: 1-4680 (1559 amino acids)
Biological process (GO): phosphatidylinositol-mediated signaling; phosphatidylinositol phosphate biosynthetic process
Cellular component (GO): cytoplasm; plasma membrane
Molecular function (GO): 1-phosphatidylinositol 4-kinase activity
Source: RefSeq, a predicted model, not a curated record
AUGACCAACGCUAUAUGUCGAUUUUUAGCAACACCUUCGCCUGUAUUUGAAUUGAAGGUAGAGCAAGAACAUGAGACUGUCACCAUGCAAAAGUUUGCAAUUGUGCGCUUAGCGCAGUGUGUCCAGACUAAGCCUGUGACUCAAAUGCGCCAAGCAGCUGUUUCGACAUUGUAUGCCCUCUUGAAUGAAAUCACUCGAUACUCUGAUGAUGAAACCCAAGAUCAGCCAUCUGCAUUUGUGGAUCCGAAUAGUAUCAUUGGUGUCCCAAGUGCUGAACUAUUAAAUGAAUCACAAAAGGAGCAAGUGUGUGUAAAUGCGCUUUCGGCUAUUGUCAAUGUCGCUGUGUAUCUAGCUGAUGAAACUAUCAUUGUUCAAGCUUAUUCCAUGUUAUCUUUACGCCGAAAGUCCUUUUCAAUUUCAGCCAUUGCCACUUUGACCAAUAGUUUUGUGGACUUAGCACUUGUCAGCCCAUCCACGGUUUUCAGGGACAUCAUCAAUUUGUUUGCUAUUUUGAGCCGAGAAUCCUUGAUGGUCGAUAAUAAGCAAUUAACCACCUCUAUCUUGAAUGCACAGACCUUGCUGGCUCAAAGAUUAUCGGCCCGACCUGAAUAUUACGACCAAUAUCUGAGCAAUUUACUAUCCCUCUUUGUCGAGAACGGAAAUACGAUUCAGCGCAUGAUGUCUAAAAACAAGAAGGAAUCCGAACUUCCUUGGAUCUCAAAGUUAGGAAAACUUUUGCCCGUGAUUCGUACUCUUCUGGAACAUGACGAUUUCAACCCACAUUUAAAUCCUAGUGAAGAUACCGUUUCUCAUUUCCGAAAUACUUGGUUCCAUUGUGUCUUAUUUGGCUAUGUGACUGAAUCUAUUUGGAUCCGUGAAUGGUAUGAUUCCAUGUUACUCAUUGCUAAGAAAACCCCAGUUCUAGUGAUCGAAAGUGCCACCAAUUAUUUGGAAAGUGAUUUGGAAUACAACUCAGUACUUCGUGGUGGAAAUAAUAUGGAUCGUGAUAUCGGCUUGAUGAGACAAAAGUUAAUAACGUUCCUACCCAACCUUGCAUACGAUACUAAAAAUUUCUCGUUUGCACAAAUCAUUUUUGCUUUAACCGUAUAUCACAUUGAAAUGAUGAGAAGUAAAACAGGGGAUUGUAGCUUUAUCCUACGCUAUUUUAUGAAUGAUGGUGUAAGUAAUAGCACCAUGUCCAAUUGUCUCGAAACCAUUGCGGAUCGUGUCGUGACAACUUACAUCAAGGAUGCUUCGUAUAAAGCCGCUUCUCAAAAUUUAGACGGGGAACUGAGAGAACAGAUGACCAAUCUGCUCAAACUGUGUUGUCAUCGUCUCGUCAAGGUACACACUUUAGCCGUCAAGAUGACAGAACGUAUUGUCACUUCGUUUCCUCAAGUUUUUGCAGAGAAAUCCCUCAUCACACUGCUUUUGGAACUCGUGCAAUUGCUCUGGUUAAGUUGUGAAGCGGAAUACAGAGAAGAAUACUGCCCUACCUUCAAAUUCUUUUCUCCCAGAAUUGAUGUCACGAUCGAGCUCGGGGAUUCAUUUACGUAUCGUCAGGAAAUCUGUGCUCACAUGUAUGAAAAUGGCAAAAAAUGGCUUCAGAUAUCGAUGGACCGUGCACCUAUGGAGAUCAAUGGUCUUUUACAAGACUAUUUGGCAGAAUAUAAAAAAUUUGAGUCUGGUGCGCCCAUUGACGUAGCACAUUUAGGCAGAACGUUGGCUUUGGAUGUCGGAAAAUCUGCAGCCAAGAAUGAAAUGACGGUUGAUUUUGUACCCCGUAUUCGGGGGAUUCAAUUGGAUGACUCGUCGGAUUUUGUGGACGGAUUUACAUCAAGACGUUACUAUAUUGGUGAAGUCAGUGGGAUUGAAUUUUUGGCAGGCAUGCGUCAUGGAGCAGAUAAAUUACCCGAUAGUCAUACUGGAGCUGGUUUAAGUGAACAAGUGCCGAUUGUCAUAACAACUUUGCAUGCGUUACUCGACGACGUGAAACAAAAAAGGAUUGUACCAGUAGAUAGAUUGCGUCGUACCAUGUUACAGGCAGCUAGUUUUAUUAUAUCUCUACCCACAAUACAUCCUGAUCUAGUCACUCUCAUUGUCCGUAUUCCUGUUCACAUAUUUACGCCGGAGUCACUGGAAAUUGGUACAGAUGUCUGGAACUGGGUUCUUGUUGAGCGUCCUGAUAUCGAAAAACGUCUGAUGGUUGAAAUUUUGAAUAUGUGGAGUUGGGCCCAACGUUAUAGAAAAGGCCUGUUCUCUCCCAAAUUAAAUGCAAAGCAUCCUUUUGUCAGCAAGAUGACCUAUGCGCCUUCCGAAAGAGCUAUUAUUGACAAAAACAAUGAACGCAUGACCCGCUUGUUUACCCCCCACGUCACUUGGAUCAAGUUCUUGACAAGCCGUUUUUAUGCGAUUCGCCAUCGUAGCAAACACUUGAUCAACAUGCUGAUUCGUCUUCUACAGUGCACUUUCCAAAAUUCUCAUCUGAUGAGUUCUCACUCAUUUGCUCGUCUUCCAAGAUUUCAGCUCUUAUUUUUGGGCAUGAAAAUCCUUCACUCGGCACAAAUGGAAGUGCUUGCUGAAUAUCGGUUCAGAUCUCUCAUAUACACUUCUGCUUUCAAUUGGUUCUCUUUGCCUCCCAAGUGGCAUUAUGGCUCCCGCAAAAGUUAUGCGCUUGUUGAACAAAAGAUUUUGACUGAUUUUUACACGGUGGUGAUUAAUGAUAUACCUCGUUUAACAGACCUUGUUACGAGUUCAUCGAUUCGCAACUCGAGCUCCAAGAUUGCUUCUGGGCUCUACAUGUUUUUGCACAACAAGACAAAGGACGAUGUUAUGCGUGAUCAAAAAUUGACGAAGCGGUUACUUCUAUUAUUGAUGGAUAGCGAAUUAUCACGUCUUUCCGUUUGGUGUAACCCUUUGAAUGCGUUGGGACCAGGUUAUCCUGCUAAUUAUAUCGGUAACACCGAAAAAUCUUUAACGACUGAUGAAAAUUGGAAGGAAAUGGUUCGUUUUGCUUGGGAAACCUCGCCCAAGGUGGCAGUUCAAAUGGCUGCUCGAUUUGUUCAGCCUGCAGUCCAAAGAGAGCUCCAUACACUCAUUGCUAAUAAUACACUGGAUGUGGUAGAUGUACCAGAGGCGUUGGAAAUAUUGUUGGGUGAUAAAGUUCAACCCAAUGCCAAAUUGGAUCUUCGCUAUUUGAAAUAUUGGGCUCCUGUGCCUGCUAUCACCGCAGCUAAUUAUUUUAUGCCAGAAUACGGUAAUCAUCCUCUCAUUCUGCAAUAUGCAAUGAGAAGUUUGGAAUAUUAUCCUGUCGAUACCGUGUUUUUUUAUAUUCCGCAGAUUGUACAAGCGCUCCGCUAUGAUGAGUAUGGAUAUGUGGAGAGGUACAUUAUGGAAGCUGGUCAAGUAUCGCAAUUGUUUGCCCAUCAACUUAUCUGGAACAUGCAAGCAAACUUUUUUGUAGAUGCAGAUAAAGACUGCAUCAAGCCUGAUCCAUUGAAGCCUCUUCUUGAAAAAAUUAUCGACAACCUUGUUGCCUCAUUUACUGGGGCUGAUCGGGAGUUUUACGAGAGAGAGUUUAAAUUCUUUGGUGAUGUUACUGCUAUUUCUGGGUAUUUAAAGGAAUACAUCAAAUAUGGUCAAACCGAGAAGAAACCAAUGCAAAAGAAACGUCUUGAUGAAGAGCUGGCUAAAAUUAAAGUUGACGUUGGUGUGUAUCUUCCUAGUAAUCCCGAUGGCCACGUUGUUGAUAUCAAUCGAACUUCAGGCCGACCUCUUCAAAGUCACGCCAAAGCACCAUUUAUGGCCACCUUCAAGAUCGAAAAAGAAAAGGAAGAAGACGAUAUGGCUGAUGAAAAUAUCAUUCAAGGAUCUGAUGAAGAUACAUCGGUUAUGACGCUUUGGCAAAGCGCUAUUUUUAAAGUAGGUGAUGAUUGCCGACAGGAUGUACUUGCGCUUCAGUUGAUUGCCGUCUUCAAGAACAUCUUUACCAGUAUUGGUCUCGAUUUGUAUGUGUACCCCUACCGUGUUGUUGCUACUGCUCCAGGACGCGGUGUGAUUGAUGUGAUUCCCAGAUCCAUUUCUCGUGAUCAAUUAGGCCGCGAGAAAGUGAAUAGCAUGUAUGAUUAUUUUGUGGCCAAAUACGGUGGUCCCAGCUCAAUUGAUUUCCAAAGAGCGAGAACAAAUUUCGUGCAAAGUGUAGCUGCUUACUCUCUUAUUUCCUAUCUCCUUCAGUUUAAAGAUCGUCAUAACGGUAACAUUAUGCUGGACGAUGAUGGCCACAUUAUUCAUAUCGAUUUUGGCUUUAUUUUUGAUAUCGCACCUGGUGGUAUUGGAUUUGAAAGUUCGCCCUUCAAAUUAACGACAGAAAUGGUCCAAGUCAUGGGAGGUAAUUCAGAAGGACAAGCUUUCAAACAGUUUUCGGAGCUGGUCAUCAAGGGUUAUUUGGCAUGUCGUCCUUAUGCCGAGUUAAUCAUGCAACUGGUGACACUCAUGCUCCAGUCUGGUCUGCCUUGCUUUAGAGGAGAAACGAUCAAACGAAUGCGAACUCGUUUCCAAACUGAUAAAUCAGAUAGAAUUGCUGCUGAUUUUAUGAUUCAAAGAGUAAAAGAAUCUUUUGAAAACCAGAGAACGGUGCUAUAUGAUUACUUUCAAAAGGUUACCAACGGUAUUCCUUAUUAA